CAUGCGGACGUCCACCUGUCGAGCUUGUCUUUGCAUUAAGAGCACUCUAACUGCACAAAGCUGAGGACACAUACAAAAAGCAAAGCGAGUUCUUGGUCUUGCAGUCUUCGGGCCUUCUGAUUCUUCUCUUCCACCUGCUUCUGCCCCUUUUCACCACCUGCAUCAUUAAUUCUUACGCUUGAGGCACCAGCCCAAUGGUAUAUUGGCUGGUCUCCCUGCAGCUGCCCAACAAGCGGAAAGAUGCUUGCUGGGAGCUUCUGCAGGAGAAGACGAGCGCUGCAGCGCUUGGCAGCAACUAUAAGCUUGAGAUUCCCGACCUCCGAGUAGGAACGCUGGACUCGCUCAUGGCCCUGAGUGACGAGCUGAGCAAGACCUCCACUAUGAUGGAGGCUGUGGUGAACAAGGUCAAGCGCCAGGUCAAUGACGCUGCUGGAGCGAAGGGACUGGUGGGCCUGAAGGUGGAGGGAAUGUCCACGGAGUCCUACGUUCAGCGCUUCAAGUGGGACGAGGCGAAAUUCCCUGCGCGGAGGCCCCUGAAGGAGACAGUGGACAGGAUGCAGGAGCUAGUCAGUCGCAUUGAGGAUGACCUCAAGGUCAAGGCGAGCGAGUACAACAACCUGAAGAGCCAGCUUAACCAGAUCACCCGCAAAGCCCAGGGCAGUCUGGCGGUGCGGGACGUCAGCACGCUGGUCAAGCCAGCGCAGGUCAUCGACACGGAGCACUUGACCACGCUCUUUGUGAUUAUCUCCAAGUUCUCGCUGAAGGAGUGGGAGGAGGGCUACGAGAAGAUGUGCAACUUUGUGGUGCCGCGCUCCUCGGCGCACAUCUCGGAGGACAACGACUACUCGCUGGUGAGCGUGGUGCUGUUCAAGCGCGUGCUGGACGACUUCAAGGCCGCGGCCCGCAGCAAGGGCUACCAGGUGCGCGAGUACCACGCGCCCACCGAGGGUUCGGAGCUCACUACGGCCCAGGCGGAGCAGCUGAAGAAGGACGUGGAGCAGAAGAAGAACGCGCUGGAGCAGUGGUGCAAGACAGCGUACGGCGAGGCCUUCAGCUGCUACAUGCACGUGCUGGUGGUGCGCCUGUUCGUGGAGAGCAUCCUGCGGUACGGGCUACCGCCCUCCUUCCAGGCCGCGGUGGUGCGGCCACAGGACAAGUCGGAGGCGCGCCUGCGCCUGGAGCUCGAAACCACGUUCGGCGGCGGCAAGGCCCACUACUGGAAGGAUGACGGAUCCAACCUGGGCGCCGGCCUUGCGGGCGACACGGAGCUGUACCCCUACGUGUCGCUCACCUUAAGCACCGACUACAGCGCGUAAAGGCGCAUCGAGCGGCGAGGAGCUGGGAGCGGACGGGCGGCGCGUGCAGUGUCAUGAUGUUAUGGUCUACAGCUGGGUGGGUACAAAGAGGGAGGCAUUGUCACUGGGUGUGGGAAAACGGGAGUGAGGUGUCAGUAUGGCGGGAUAAAUCGACAGGCGGAUCAGGCGGCAUACGGGCACAUAGGCUGCAUUGGCCACAUAAGUGCAAUUGGUCCUGGUGAAGACCAGAGCGCGAGCUUGGAGGAUUGUCGUGCGUUCGGGCGAAUUUAUAUGUAAUUUCGGCAUUUC
Chlamydomonas reinhardtii is the source of this 1604-nucleotide messenger RNA. RefSeq lists its product as uncharacterized. Gene Ontology annotation, biological process: proton transmembrane transport. The coding region runs from base 195 to 1316 and encodes 373 amino acids. Gene Ontology annotation, cellular component: vacuolar proton-transporting V-type ATPase, V1 domain. Gene Ontology annotation, molecular function: proton-transporting ATPase activity, rotational mechanism. The transcript has 6 exons. Lineage: Eukaryota; Viridiplantae; Chlorophyta; Chlorophyceae; Chlamydomonadales; Chlamydomonadaceae. The record is from RefSeq and is a predicted model, not a curated record.